AUGUCUGAAAACUCCAAACAUGAGGAGCAGCCAAACGAUACUCUUGAAGAGCUCCGGCAAGGGUUUCAAGAGCUCCGACAGCAGUGUUCAGCAUUCGAACACAAACUACAAAUAAUGAAAGAGAAUAACGAGAGGUUCGGUCGAGAAUUAGAGGCGGCGCGUGACCAGAUGCGGAUAGUUGUUGAGGAGGUUCAAACAUUGCGUCUGGAGAGAAUGGAAAGGGAGAGGAGUGAGAAGACCCAACCAGAGUCUGAGGAAGUCAAUAUCGUUCUGGCGGACGAUGAAGACCUUGGAGCUGUACGAAGUCUUAAUAUGCAUCGGUUACUUCAAGUAGUGUCUGACAAGGCCGAACUUGGCAGCAGAUAG
Molecule: messenger RNA, 366 nt
Organism: Trichoderma virens Gv29-8
Lineage: Eukaryota; Fungi; Ascomycota; Sordariomycetes; Hypocreales; Hypocreaceae
Exons: 3
Coding region: 1-366 (121 amino acids)
Source: RefSeq, a predicted model, not a curated record